CACGCAGUGCUGACGACGACGAGGUAGGUCCCUUCAGCAUUGAGCAAUGACUAUGUCAUUCGACUGCUUGAUGGGUUAAGCGGCAUUUUGCGGACCGCACUCAUGCCGCCGUGAAGCACUGACGCCCAUUCCCAGGGUUACAAUCGACUGAUUUUGGGUGUCAGCCAAUCAAAAUCAUCCAAAGUUUUGUUUUUCCUUAAAGCUCUGCUCGGCCGCUCGUAAGGCUUUAUCCCUUCAUUACGAACAAGCUUACUUCCCUGGUGAAGAGAUCCGUUUCAUUGGCUCAUGGCAUCCUUUCUUCGCCAAUUCACCUCUUCCGCGGCGCCAAUGCCAUCCUCGACCUCCAACUCAUUCGUUGAUAUCCCCAUCCCAUCUUUCAUUAUUUCCAGUUCCAAGUCCGCCACCUGGUUUUACACCACCGCUGCGAUAGUCGGCGCUCUUCUCGUGUUUGAACAGACUGUCUACAGAUCCAAGAAAAAGCACCUGCCAGGCGACUCAUGGACAAUUCCAAUUAUUGGAAAGUUUGCCGACUCCAUGAAACCCACCAUGGAGGGCUACAUGAGACAGUGGAACUCCGGCGCAUUGAGUGCUAUAAGCGUGUUCAACAUUUUCAUUGUCAUGGCUUCGUCCAACGAGUAUGCGCGCAAAAUCUUGAACUCUCCGACUCACGCUGAGCCCUGCCUUGUGCACUCAGCCAAGCAAAUUCUCAUGCCUGACAAUUGGGUAUUCCUUACCGGCAAAUCUCACGUCGAGUACCGCAAAGUUCUGAACACUCUUUUCACCCGCAAGGCUCUCAGCAUCUACAUUGGUAUCCAGGACGCAAUUGCUCGCAAACACUUCAGCCAAUGGCUUGCGGACGCACAGAAAGAUCCAUCACCACAGUCUAUCAUGAUGACCGCCCGCAACCUCAACAUGAUGACCUCCCUUCGUGUUUUCUGCGGCAAUCACAUUCCAGAGCAUGGCGCUGUUGAGAUCAGUGAGAAAUACUGGGACAUCACUCAGGCCCUCGAACUCGUGAACUUCCCUUUGGCUGUCCCUGGUACAAAAGUUUACAGAGCCAUCCAAGCCCGCAAGGUCGCCAUCAAGUGGCUGGAGCUUGCUGCAUCCAAAGCUAAAACCGCCAUCGCCAAUGGCUGCGAGCCUGAAUGCAUGCUUGACGAAUGGGUCAAGGAGAUGGAGGCUCCAGGAUACAAGGGCCGUAAGGAUUUCAGCGACCGCGAGAUGGCUAUGGUCGUAUUCUCGUUCUUGUUUGCGUCGCAGGAUGCCAUGAGUAGCGGGUUGAUUUACGGGUUCCAGCACUUGGCAGACCAACCUGACAUCUUGGCCAAAAUCAGGGAGGAACAGUACCGCGUUCGCGCUAGCGACGUUGACAAACCAAUCACCCUUGAAAUGCUCGACCAAAUGCCAUACUUGAAGGCGUUUGUCAAGGAGAGCAUGCGUGUCAAGCCUCCCGUGACCAUGGUUCCUUACAAGACGACCAAGGCUUUCCCUAUCUCUAAUGAUUAUACUGUCCCCGUUAAUAGCAUGGUCAUACCCUCAUUCUACAACUCUCUGCACGACCCUUCUGUUUUCCCCGACCACGAUCAGCUCAUCCCUGACCGUUGGCUCGAUCCCGACAGCUCCGCCAACAUGAACCCGAGGAACUACCUGGUCUUUGGUAGCGGUCCUCACAAGUGCGUCGGUAUAGAGUACGCGACGAUAAACAUCGGACUGGUUCUUGCCACCGCGAGUAUAUUGAUGGACUGGGAGCACCAUCUCACACCUGAAAGCGAUAAAGUCCAGAUCAUCGCAACUUUGUUCCCUAAAGACGGGUGUCUCAUGACGUUUGCUCCUCGUCCACGACCUUGAUGAUGAUUUGUUUAUUGGCAUAUGGCUUUUGUUUAUACCCCCAUCCAUCCCCUUAGGAACCAUAAGGACUUGCAUUUAAUCCUCUUAAGUAUCAAUGAGAACAUGAUUCUUGCGCCGCAACCAUAUGUUUUUCGUUCUUAGCCAGACACGGUGGACCGGCACGAACUGCAAGAGAAACAAGGCCAAACCUCUAGCGGGAGGCGACGGC
This is a messenger RNA of Suillus clintonianus, 2056 nucleotides long. Its product is annotated as cytochrome P450. The record is from RefSeq and is a predicted model, not a curated record. NCBI's taxonomy places the organism in Eukaryota, Fungi, Basidiomycota, Agaricomycetes, Boletales, Suillaceae. The transcript is spliced from 5 exons. Gene Ontology annotation, molecular function: oxidoreductase activity, acting on paired donors, with incorporation or reduction of molecular oxygen; iron ion binding; heme binding. Bases 286 to 1848 code for a protein of 520 amino acids. Gene Ontology annotation, biological process: sterol metabolic process.